Aureobasidium pullulans EXF-150 is the source of this 2071-nucleotide messenger RNA. Its product is annotated as endoglucanase B. Gene Ontology annotation, molecular function: beta-glucosidase activity. The record is from RefSeq and is a predicted model, not a curated record. The transcript is spliced from 3 exons. NCBI's taxonomy places the organism in Eukaryota, Fungi, Ascomycota, Dothideomycetes, Dothideales, Saccotheciaceae. Gene Ontology annotation, biological process: glucan catabolic process. Bases 317 to 2071 code for a protein of 584 amino acids. Gene Ontology annotation, cellular component: extracellular region; cell surface.
CGGCCGAGAACUAUGUCAAGCUGCAGUCCUGCAAGCCGAUGCUCUACUUGACACAUGAUGCUGCAACGUGACCGACUAUCGGAAGCUCUUACAUCGCAUUACAGGCUCGCCUAGGGUACGAGUAUACCUGUGACACGCCCAGAACACUUUCUGCAUGACCAUCUGCAUAGUUCCUGAGGCUCCGGCUAAGUGAUUUUGGCUGUUUCGAAAGGUAGAUCUCGAAAUUUGUUCCCAGGCCUAUAAGAAUGCUCUCCAAGUGCUUCCCCGCUGUGGCCUGUUAUCUUGUUCUUUUUCCAUCUCCAAUACAACGAAAAAUAUGUGGUCAAGAUCAUCAAAAAGUCUUCUCGCGUUAUCCUUCGCCGGCCUAGCGCUGAGCACACCUAUUCUGCCUAGGUACACUAACUCGACCAGUUCUGGCGUUGUGUGCAAUGGCACUUUCUCUCGCAUAUCAGCUCAGACUUGGGUGGACGGCAUGAAUCCAGGGUGGAACUUGGGCAACACUCUGGAUGGCAUACCUGACGAAGGAGAUUGGGGUAACCCGCCCGUGGUAACCUCGACUUUCGACGAUGUGAAGCAAGCUGGCUUCAAAGGCAUUCGACUGCCAGUAACUUGGGCAUAUCAUUUCACCACUGAAGCUCCUGAUUAUGAUGUCGACCCAGCCUGGCUCCAACGAGUAUCUGACGUCGUCGACAUGGUUACUGAGCGUGACAUGUAUGUGCUUGUCAACGUUCAUCACGACUCAUGGGUAUGGGCCGAUGUCACCAAGGCUGGGGCCAACUAUACUCAAAUAGAGGAAAAAUUCUAUCGCCUUUGGUAUCAAAUUGGUACUAAGCUGGCAUGCAAGUCGAGCUUAUUGGCUUACGAGCCCAUCAACGAACCACCUGGCACGACAGCUGCACAUGCUGCCGAGCUCAAAAAGCUUGAAGACUUGUUCUUGAAGGCUAUCACCGACGCCGGUGGUUUCAACCCGGACCGUGUGGUAACUCUCAAUGGUCCCCAGGAAAAUAGUGAUCUGACUUCUCAAUACUUCGUUCGUCCAACCAACAUCACCAAUCCUUGGGCUAUUCAGUAUCACUACUAUUCGCCAUACCCUUUCAUCUUCUCUGCUUGGGGUAGCACUAUCUGGGGUUCUGAGGCUGACAAAGCUGCUCUCGAAGCAGACAUCGCCAACAUUCGUAAGAACUUCACCGACGUGCCGUUAAUAAUUGGUGAAUGGGCUGCGUCUCCAGUCGCUACCGAAACUGCCGCUCGCUGGAGAUACUUUGACUUCUUUGUCCGCACAGCUGCCAAGUAUAAUACGACGACUGUACUUUGGGACAAUGGCGCAGACUUCUUGGACCGCGCAAAUCAUGUCUGGCGUGAUCAGACUGCAAUCGACAUUUACAUGUCUGCUGUCGCAGGUCAAGCCAAUGCACUUCCCGACAGUACCACUGAUCCGAGCGCUGCUACUCAGUUUACCAGCGCUGAUCUCUUCGUUCGUGUCGGUCAGAACGUGUCCUCGCAGACACUACCUUACAUCUUGCCUUCCAAUAUCUCGCUGAUUUCUAUCUCGGGAGCCGAUGGCACAGCACUGACUAAAGGUAGCGACUACUCUGUUUCCGGCGACGACAUCACGUUCUCGGCUUCUUUCCUGCGCACAUACUUUACUUCAAGCACCAGUCCUGGCUCUGUCACCAAUCUGACCCUCGACUUUUCCAGCGGUGCUGACUUGACCUUGAACCUUGUCCUCUGGGAUACACCCGUGUUGAGCAGUACAUCAAGCUCAGCCGCAGCAGCGAACGGUUCCAGCAUUUCCAUACCAAUCCAAUGGAAGGGCAUCAACAAGCCCGCAACUGUCAAAGCUGUGACUGCCAAUGGUACAUACUUGGUCGACGACUUCACCUCCUACUACGGGCCUCUCCAGAAUGCUAGAACAACCUACAACUCGCAGUGGAAUUGGGAUACUGACAAUGUAAUCAUUACGGCUGCUGCUGUUAGUGCUGUACAGGCUUUGGGUCAAGAUGUCAUCUUCACGUUCGAGUUUUAUCCCAGGGUGCCUGGUAAUUCUGUCAGCUACACAUUGACUGUCUGA